This is a messenger RNA of Metopolophium dirhodum (rose-grain aphid), 3993 nucleotides long. RefSeq names its product SET and MYND domain-containing protein 4-like. The coding region runs from base 542 to 2476 and encodes 644 amino acids. NCBI's taxonomy places the organism in Eukaryota, Metazoa, Arthropoda, Insecta, Hemiptera, Aphididae. The transcript has 6 exons. Gene Ontology annotation, molecular function: protein binding. The record is from RefSeq and is a predicted model, not a curated record.
UAUUACUAUUAUUAUUAUUAUCACUAUUAUUAUUAUUAUUAUUAUUAUUAUUACUAUUAUUAUUAUUUUUAUUAUUAUUAUUGUUUUGAAGUGGACGGGGGUGGGAGAGCGGAUGGCCGGACGAGCGCGCGCGCGCGCUUAGGAAAACACACACAAGAAAACAGAUAACGCGUCGAUGUGCCAAGGUUGAUGAACUAGGUCAUUGAGCGUUUUGGUCUUACGCACCCGAACACGUCUCGCGCGUCGAAAACGAAAAACGAUCGAUGGAAAUCACAGAUUUUUUUUCCCUUCUGUGUUGCGGUAAACCGAAGCGGCGGCGGCGGCGACGUCGGUGGCUGCGUCUUCGGCGGGCCCGACGACAAACGGUCCGAAAACCGCGGUUCGGUCUUCGUUCAUUGGUUGUUGUCCGUGUUCACUGUUUGGCCGUUCGACCCUCAACGAUCGCUUCGCAUAUUUUUAUUUCGGUCAUUAUUAGCCACGUGGUUAGCGGUCGGCCAAACGAAAUCUCGACGGUCAAUAACGUAUUAAUAACGUGUCCGACAUGGCAGUCGGCGACGGAGACCAGGUAAACUAUGCUCACUACACCGAUCGGCUGAAGAAGCCUGACGUGCUGUCCGAGCUGAAGUCUGCCGACAACAAGUUCUUGUUCGCGCGCGCACUGCUCAUAGAACACGGCAUGUUGCCCACGACAUUGGAUCGUCCUGCCGACAGCGGCGGUGUGCGUCCAGUCACCGAACAAUGGAAGACGGAUUUUGAGCAUGGGCUCGUGCUUUCCGGGACUGGGCAGUAUAAGGAAGCCGCUAAGCAGUUUUCUCGGUCCAUGGUCGACGGCGAGCCGGGAACCGAUAACCACGCGCUAGCCAUGACUAACCGGGCAGUGGCGCUUUACCACUUGGGCCAGUUCACCCGAAGCUUGAUGGACGUGCGCCAGGCCUUAAAGUCCAAGUACCCGCCCGAGAUGGGGCCCGAAUUGUAUAAGUUUGCCGGAAAGUUAUACAAAACAUUGGGCCGCCGCAAGGAGGCUGAGCAGAGCUACGCUGAGUGCUUGCGAAGGUUGGACGAGUCGGGCAUGACCGCUGAAGCGAAACGAAAGUUCAGGCUAGAGGUCGCCGUCGCCGUGGACAAGUGCAAGGACUGCAAUCAUGCCGAAUCGGACUUGGACAUUUCGGACGAUUCGGACUUGGAAAACCCGUUUCUCAACAAGCUGGUGGGUGGCAAAAACAAGAACAUUCCGGCGCUCUCGGCCUUUUUGGAACUCAAAUCGUCCAAAAAUAUGGGACGAGGUGUUUAUGCCACUCGCGACAUAAACCCUGGAGAUGUUGUGGCCAUAGAUGAACCUUACAUUUACGGGGGAUUGCUAUUACAUAAAUCUUGUUGUCAUAAUUGCCAGAAAUCGCCAAUAGCUCCUAUACCGUGUAGAAGAUGUUCAUUGGUUUAUUACUGCAGUGAAAAUUGUUUACAUAAAUCAAUGAAAGAUGGACACAAUUUGGAAUGUCCAAUUAUUUUUUUCGUCAGAUCAUUGCCAGGAAUAACUGAUUUAUAUCAACUUGCUUUGAAGUGGUUGUUAAAAGACGUAUCAAAAAUGGGUUUGAAAAAAUUUUGUUUGUUGGUAGAUACAUUUUCUAAAUCUAAAAUAGAUCCUAAGACAAGGGGUUUUAAUGAGAAUGGGCAAUAUAAGUCGGAUAAUUUUUUAACGGCCUAUUCUUUGGAUAGCAGUGAAGAAGAAAUGCCAAUAGAUGUAUUGUUUUUUUUUAACUGUAUUGCUGCUGAAAUGUUACAGUAUUUGAUGUUAAGUGGAUUCAAAAUUGAAGAAUGCUAUUUAGGUAUUGUAGGUACUUCUUUGGUACGCAUCCUAAGUGUUUUAGAUUUAAACGCUAGAAAAAUAAAUACCAAUGCCCCAAACAUGGCGUCUCUAAAAGGUCAAUUAUUACAAAAUUAUUACUAUUUGACUUUUCCAAUGGCAAUAGCUUUGUAUCCAAGUCUUGCUUUAUUCAACCAUUCUUGUGAUCCAAAUAUAGAACGAAGUGGAAAAUUAUCUACAAAAACAAGAGUGAUUAAAGCAAUUCAACCGAUUCUCAAAGGAAAUCAGUUAUUCUUUAACUAUGGAAGGUCAAUAUUGUUUGAUAAGAUGAAAAAAGAAAAACGACAAGAGAUUUGCCGGGAUAAUUUCAAGUUUGAAUGCUGCUGCCAGCCUUGCAUAGAAAACUGGCCCCAAUAUGAUUCCAUACCAAAUGGUCUUUCUGCAAAAAAUAUCUUAAAUCCUAGUAUGGCAGAUACUGUGAUCAAGGAGUGCAAGCUAUUUGAGGAAUUUAUAGAAAAAGUGGGCUAUGAUGAGUUUCAUCUUCAUUUAAAUUAUCUUUAUGGCUUUAUUAAGCUAUUAUUUACUAAUGUAAAACGACCAUUUGGAUUGUAUCAUAAGUGUCUUCGCAUAAUAAUCCAUGUACAUACAGAACUCAAACAUCCAAUUAUAUUUUGAUCAUAACAAUUAUUAAAAUGUAUAUGAUUUUUAGUUUAUAUUAUCAUAAGUUUUUUUUUCAUUAUUAUAACAGUAUACAUUUUUAUUUAAUAAUUUUAAUUUUUUAACUAUAACAAGGUAAUUUUUUAUUUUUUUUAACUAUAACAAGGUAAUUUUUUAUUUUUUUUAACUAUAACAAGAUAAUGUUUUUAUUUUUUAAUCAUAAGAUAAUUUUUUUAUUAAAUACUAGAAACCCAUAUUAUUAAAAGUAUUAUACUCAAAGAAAAAAAAUAAUUUUUUUUUUUUUUUUUUAAACUUUAUUUUAAAACAUACAAUCUGUAAUUUAAAUUUAUAAUAAGCAUGUAUGCGGAUAUACAUUAAUUAAUUUGACAUGCGACGCGUGAAAAAAGAAGCCACCCAAUAGCAACACUUUAUAACUGAAGUUUCAUAAUUAUUUACGUGUUUUAUAUUAUAUUCAUCUUGACUUUUAGUAUGUCUAAAUUUGUAUUACUCUAUGAUAGCAAAUACUGUAUUUUAAGUAAUUUGGCAUAAUGUUUGCACAUUAAAAAUAGUCAGAAAAAACAAAACAUUAAACUUAUGAUUAAAAAGAAUUACAUUUGUGCCAAAUUUAAAAUAAAUUGGCGAGGUUAGGCAAUCCCUAAUCUUUAGUGUUCUAAUACAUUUAGGGAAAUAUUUUUAUCAGAAUAAUUAAGAAGAUACUAGCCUUUUAGUAUUAAAAGUAAACCCAACUAGUGGCAUACUUAUAAGCAGUAUAAAAUAGUUUUUUGCAUCAUGCUUACUUGAUUCUAGUUACACAUUGUACAAGUCUUUCUUUAUUAUAAUUAUUUCAAAUAACUUAAUUUAUUAUUAUGCAGAGGACAAAUAUCAAGUAAUGUGGUAGGUGUUUAAUUUUUUUUUUUUUAUAUAGUAUAAAGCAUGGUGUUAUUGGCACCAAGUAAUUUUGUUUUUCGAAUAUAAAAUGUUUGAUUAUGAAUUUUAGGGAUAUUUUUUUUCGAUUAUUCGGUCAUACUGUUACUGUUUUAUUUUCAAUCUUGAUGUUAUCAUAUUAUUUAUUUGAUAAUUUGCUCUUCGAUUUCGUAAUGGAGCAGGUAAUGUGCCAAUAACUACCAAAAACGAAUUCUUAAGGUGCCAAUAACUGCAUACUUUACCCUAUGUUGAUUUAUUACAUACUAACCAUGCGUUUCAAGAACAUAUAUGAUUAGGGAAUUAUGGUAUAGUUGAAGUUAUUUUUCAGAAGCUAUGACUACCAAAGAUAUUUUUGAUUCUUUAGGAGUAUAUUUAUUAUUUUUGUAUGAUGACAUUUCUAUAUCCUACUCAAUGCCAAUGAAACAAUACACACUAGUAUAUUAUCAACUUGAAAUUAUGAUAUAGUACAACCAUAAUAAAUCAUGUUGACAAAUAUAUACCAAUUAACUAAAACUCUAAAAUUUAAAUGUGUUAGAGAAGAGAAAAUAUUCAAACUAAAUGGAUUAUUAAUUGAACAUAUUUUUUUUCCUAAAAAUAAUAUUAGAUUAAAA